AUGGACGAUUGUCCUGAGACUCCCUAUGAGAUCUCCGCGGAGCCUGGUGUGGACUCACCAGGCGUUGAGUCGGGAGACCCACCGCCACCCCCAACACGAGUCGAUUCUGCUGCAUCUUACGAGAGCCUUGAUCGGCAUCGGCGACGAAACCCCCGAACAAGGCGUCCAGUGAAGGAAACGCUGGACGCUCGCUCCCAAUAUACGACAAGCCAGGAUGACGGCACAGCUGAACACCAUAUCAAUCAAUACCUUAUCAAGCAAGAAAUUGGACGAGGAUCCUUUGGCGCGGUCCAUUUGGCGGCUGACCAGUAUGGAAAUGAAUAUGCAGUGAAAGAGUUUUCCAAAUCCCGACUUAGGAAACGUGCACAAUCGCAUAUGCUGCGACGACCACGAGGGCCACGGCGACAUGGCACCGGUCUGAAUCUACCCAAUUCGCCAUUGCACCGCAAUCCGUCUGAAGACGACAACGAGAAUGCGAAAAACCCGCUUUAUCUGAUUAAGGAGGAGAUUGCGAUCAUGAAGAAGUUGAAUCACAACAACUUGGUAUCGCUGAUUGAAGUGUUGGACGAUCCGACCGAAGACUCUCUCUAUAUGGUCAUGGAAAUGUGCAAGAAGGGCGUUGUGAUGAAAGUUGGCUUGGAGGAACGGUGUGACCCAUAUGACGACGAGCUCUGUCGAUGCUGGUUCCGCGAUUUAAUUUUGGGAAUUGAAUAUUUGCACGCGCAGGGCAUUGUGCACCGCGACAUCAAACCGGACAAUUGUCUAGUUACCAGUGACGACGUGCUCAAGGUGGUCGAUUUUGGUGUUUCGGAAAUGUUUGCAAAGGACUCGGACAUGUACACGGCCAAGUCUGCUGGCUCUCCUGCGUUUCUGCCACCUGAGUUAUGCGUGGUGAAGCACGGCGAUGUCUCGGGAAAGGCAACGGAUAUCUGGUCUAUGGGCGUGACUCUUUAUUGUCUGAGAUACGGGAAGUUGCCUUUCGAGAAAGCAAGCAUUUUUGAACUGUAUGAGAGCAUCAGAAGCGACCCGGUGAUAUGCGAGGAUGAGUCGGACGAGCGUUUCACGGACUUGAUGAACCGUCUCUUAGAGAAGGACCCAUCAAAGCGAAUUGACAUGCCUGGUUUGCGGGAACACCCCUGGGUAACAAUGAAUGGAGUCGACCCUCUUCUGUCCGAAGAAGAAAAUACAGCUCAUAAUGUUGAGCCGCCAACCGAGGAGGAAAUGAAUGCCGCCAUCACUAAAAGUAUAGGACAUGUCAUGACACUGAUGAAAGCUGUCAAGAACUUCAAGCGUUUGGUUGAUCCAAACAAAGCCGCCCCUGCUAUGCAAAGUAUUCUUGGUGGAGAUCAUGAAGCCCACUUUGUCGAGCCACCUAUGGAAAUGGAUCCGGAUGACGAGUUUCCGGCCGUCGGACUGGAUGAAAGUGUUUCAUCUGGCCACGGGUCAGGAGGUCUCCGGAAGGUUCUAGGGCGACACCCUAUACUUGCUGGGCCAGAUCGUCGAGACAACUCAUGGACAAGCGAUUCAGCGAGCUCGUCUCGACCAUGUCAUAGCCCUGUUGGUAGCAAACGACCCAGUGGGGUCUUUGAGCCAGAACGGAGAGAUUCCGGGUCAAUACGCAGUGGUAGGUCCCCGGCUGGUUUCGGACAUGAGGCAAGGCAAUCACAGUCGGGAUCCCCACUGCCAGCAUCCCGAGCCAGCUCCGCGACUACCAAACGGAGUGUUGAAGGCACUCGGGGUCAUGCGCGGGAUCCCUUGGAGGAGGAGUUCCCUUAUCUUCACAUUGGGCCAUCCACAUACACGGGUUCUUCACAGGAACCCACUGAUCUCAACAUUGGAAGUGAUCCGGCACCUCUUGUUGCUGAGCCAGAUAGCAUGGGGGAUGAUCUGGAGGCAGACUCGGUCGGUCCCGUGCAUAUUGUCAGCGAAUCACCCGGAGCAGCUGAGUUCGAUAUUUACGACACGGCUUAUCGACAGGAACUCGAGCGGAUCAAUGCCAACUCGAGUCACACUAGCCCCGGUGUCGGUCCGAGGGUAUACCUGACACGACGCAUCGAGAACAAAGAUGAGGUGAUGAACUUUGCCAAAGAAAAGGCGAUUGACUUGCAGACUGGGACCAGAAAGUUUUUCACCUCGCCAGCAGCCAAGGGCCCGUCCUCAACGUUCAGUGCAGCUGUGAGCUUGCUUCGGAACCAGAUAGAGCAGAAGAAAGAAGCGGAUAGCAAGGAGACUCCACCGCCAGAAGAGCAAGAACAGCUGGCUGAGGCUCUUGCUGAGGCUGCAGCUGAGGCUCCGGCUGAGCGACGGGGAUCCAAUACACCUUCAUCAUCGAUCCUGUCGCAAUCCAAUCCAGAUCCCGAAGCGUCGUCGUUUGAGGCGACGGGAGUGCCUGUCCCAGAACCUCCCACUGGAGAAGACUCCCGAGCUCAGUUGCGACGACUUCUUGGUCGAGCUCGUGGGAAAAUGGGGGAAUAG
Messenger RNA from Penicillium longicatenatum, 2475 nucleotides. Its product is annotated as serine/threonine-protein kinase. The record is from RefSeq and is a predicted model, not a curated record. The transcript has 6 exons. NCBI's taxonomy places the organism in Eukaryota, Fungi, Ascomycota, Eurotiomycetes, Eurotiales, Aspergillaceae. Gene Ontology annotation, biological process: intracellular signal transduction; protein phosphorylation. Gene Ontology annotation, cellular component: cytoplasm. The coding region runs from base 1 to 2475 and encodes 824 amino acids. Gene Ontology annotation, molecular function: protein serine/threonine kinase activity; ATP binding.